AUCAAUCAUCGAGUAAACGUUUAUUAGCAGAGCUUUCAGGUCAGUUACCAACACCUCCCGCUAGGAGCGCCAGAGCUCUCUGUGACGGUCAGAAUCAGGAAGUAGAAAUACGUCACGGACGCUCCUUGUGGCUGCUUCCUGCCUAAGACCGACGCUCGAAUCUGUUCAGUAGUUAUUGGCGCUUUGCAGUCUUUUCGAAGACACACGACUUUACGGCUUGAAAGUUUACAGGUUCAGUCCUUUGCUCCUGAUUUGUACCCACAGUGUACUAGCGCUCGUGCUCAAAGACUUUUUGCCUCGGCUCAGUACAAAUCUAGGAUGUCCACGUGAUAACCAAUACAAGGACUUCAUCCACACUCAUUUGUCACACAAGGAAGUCAUUUACCAGUCUUCUGUCUUAGCAGUGCUACUCACUCCACCAUCAUGUCAGAUGGACGAAUCUACGUGGGAAAUCUUCCAUUGGAAGUCCAGGAGAGAGACAUUGAGGAUCUCUUCUUCAAAUAUGGAAAAAUCCGUGAAAUUGAACUAAAGAACAAUAGGGGCACUAUCCCAUUUGCCUUCAUCCGAUUUGAAGACCCACGGGAUGCGGAUGAUGCUGUCUAUGGAAGGAAUGGAUAUGCAUAUGGAGACUCAAAGCUGCGUGUGGAGUAUCCUCGAUCCAAUGGUUCUAAAUUUGGGCCAAUGGGUGCUGGCAGAGGAAGGGGAGGAGGUGCAGGAGGAGGACCUAAUGGAAGAUUUGGACCCCCAACUCGUAGAUCUGAAUUCCGCGUCAUAGUGACCGGAUUGCCGGCCAGUGGGAGUUGGCAGGACCUGAAAGAUCACAUGCGUGAAGCAGGAGAUGUUUGCUUCGCAGACGUGACCAGAGACGGCGAGGGCAUUGUGGAGUUUAUUCGCAGGGAGGACAUGGAGUAUGCUCUACGCAGGCUGGACCGCACAGAGUUCCGCUCACAUCAGGGUGAGAAUGCAUUCAUCCGUGUGUUUGAAGAUCGAGGCAACCCCAGCUGGGGUCGCUCACGUUCCCGCUCAAGGUCCAGGGGGCGGUACUCUCCUCCCUACAGCAGCAGAGGCUCCCCUGGACGUUACCAGUCACCCCCACGACACCCGAUGUCCCGCAGCCCCCCUCCCCGGAGGGCCCCACCACCGCACCAUGCUCCUCCACCACGUCACUAUCGUUAAAUAGGUUUGUUAUUCACCAGUUCCCUUCUGACCCAGACCAUCGAGGAAGACUUGAUUUUGUCAUCGACAUUCCAAUGCUCCCAAAUGCCUUAAUUUUGUUUUUGUUUCAUCUGUUUUAUUUUGAGGAGCUUUUUGUUUGUAAGUUAGCGGUUGAAACUAAAUUAUGGAGUGGACUUCUGGCAUAGACCAGUCGACUGAAACGAUCAGCACACCUGCCUAUUUAGGAGCUUCUUCUGAGUCAUGAUCAAUUUUCCUUUAUCGCCACAUUUCUUUUGCGCCUUUAUGUUCCCUUUUGUACAGCCGGUAAUUUUUUGGAACACAUUUUGGUUAUGCUUCCUCAAGGUCAGUAGAUGUGAAAUUAGUGACCCUCGCAUUGAAAUCUCGCUUUUCUUCUGUUUGAAAUGUGUCACUCGCAGAGAUGGCAAAUGAGUAGUCUGAUUUGUACGCAGUUUUUUUGUGCAUUAAACAAUAAACCGUAAAGUUUUA
This is a messenger RNA of Synchiropus splendidus (mandarinfish), 1662 nucleotides long. It is a transcript of the gene srsf9, whose product is annotated as serine and arginine rich splicing factor 9. The transcript has 5 exons. The coding region runs from base 424 to 1176 and encodes 250 amino acids. The record is from RefSeq and is a predicted model, not a curated record. Gene Ontology annotation, cellular component: cytoplasm; nucleus; ribonucleoprotein complex. NCBI's taxonomy places the organism in Eukaryota, Metazoa, Chordata, Actinopteri, Syngnathiformes, Callionymidae. Gene Ontology annotation, molecular function: mRNA binding.